AGAUAUAAUAAAGAAUCACGCAGAGAAGGGAUAGUCAUACUAGUAUAUAUAAACCAAAGAAUCCAGUUGACUUCCUAAAGUUCUCUCGCAAAGUUCCGCAGCGCUUUCCAGGAGCAGUUCAGGUUUCGAGAAAAAUUCCACACAGCUGUACCAACAUUACGAAGUAUUCUAACGGUGACCACAAUACACGAACAGCAUCAUACAUGAGAAUUUUAAGUUGUAUCAUUCAUAAAAGAAAAAUCUCGAAUAAUUGAUUAGUUGAAACAAAAACUUUCACAAGAAGGAAACGUGUUUUGAAGAAACAACAUCUAGAAAAAUAACUGCAACGAAAGAUCAAAAACGAAAUUUAUAAGAAUUCCAGAGGAGUGACCGAAGAAUGCAGAGCAUGUUUCGUAUAGGUUUCAUGGUGUUGCUAAACUUAUUCAUUCUCACCAGAGCUGAAGAACCAACACGAAUGUUACUCUCCAGUGAAAGAGAAUCUCGUCCAGUGGAAAACGAGGAAAGUGCCCCAGAUCUCAAGAAACGAUACAUUCUUCACUCCGUUGAAUAUCCAGGACUUGAUCCAGAAGAUCUUAUAGAAACUACAUCUUUGGAUAAGCGAGGAUUUGAUUCAAUCGAUGGAACAGGUUUCCGUUCAAUGGGGAAACGACCUUUUGAUUCCAUAUCGGGGAGUUCAUUUUCACAAUUAGGAAAACGAAAAUUCGAUUCCAUUUCUGGGGGAGCAUUUAGCCAAAUGGGAAAAAGGCCUUUUGAUUCGAUUGAUGGUGGUUCAUUUAAUACAAUGGGUAAGAGAAAAUUUGACUCCAUUGCAAGCAGCUCAUUUGGUGGCAUGGGUAAACGUCCAUUCGACUCUAUAUCUGACGGAAUGUUCAACACAAUGGGUAAAAGAAAAUUUGAUUCGAUCUCAGAUAGUAAUUUUGGUAGCAUGGGUAAGCGUCAGUUUGAUGCUAUCAGUCAUAGUCGUUUCUAUAAAAUGGGAGAUGGAGCUGGAUCCAGACUCUUUCGAAGAAAUUUCGAUCGUAUUUCUGGUAAUGAAGGAUUGUCGCCUGGAUUCCCAAGAUUAAUAGGAAGUCACGUGAAACGUCCCUUUAAACUUUACAGACCAUCCAAAAACUAAAAAUGGACUCUGAGACUGGAUUUAGAGAAAUCAAAACAAAUAAAUAAAUGCAUCAGUAAAAAUGUAAAAAGCUGAGAACCAGCAGAACAGCAAAAUGUUACUACUCCGUACCGGAAAGUGAGAACAAUAUGUUAAAAAA
Octopus sinensis (East Asian common octopus) is the source of this 1256-nucleotide messenger RNA. RefSeq names its product orcokinin peptides type B-like. NCBI's taxonomy places the organism in Eukaryota, Metazoa, Mollusca, Cephalopoda, Octopoda, Octopodidae. The record is from RefSeq and is a predicted model, not a curated record. Bases 377 to 1117 code for a protein of 246 amino acids. The transcript has 2 exons.